AUGACAGAAGACAAUGAGACUACAUCGCCGCUCCUUGGUGACCACCAGCCGCCAGAGUAUGGAGCGACUGGAGGAGCGCCCGCUCCCGCCGAACCGCGGACGUCCUUCAGGCGCAACCUUGGAACAGCCGAAGCCUUCAGCAUCAUAAUCAGCAUUGUCAUUGGGAGCGGUAUCUUUACCUCGCCGGGCUCGAUCGAUACAAAUGUCCCGUCGCCCGGGUUCGCUCUAAUCGUUUGGCUGGUUGGAGGAAUCCUUGCUUGGACGGGAGCGGCGACAAUGGCUGAGCUUGGCACUGCAAUCCCUGGAGAAGGGGGCGUACAGCCAUAUCUUCAGUACAUAUUUGGCGACAUCUUCGGCUUUCUCUCCGCCUGGACCUGGAUCGUCGCGGUGAUCCCAGCCUCCCUGGCGAUCAUGAGCAUCGUCUUCGUCGAGAGCAUUUACUCCGCUGUCGGAGAAAGCAGCCAGGCACAAGGGUUAAUACACAAACUUCUAUCGAUACUCGUCUUGAUAAUUUUCAGCAUGGCCAAUGGGAUCAGCACGAAAGCGACCACGCGGCUGAACAGUUUCUUCGUCACCUCAAAGUUUACGGCGAUUGUGGCAACUGUCGUGGCUGGAAUUGGUGUCGUCGUGUACUGUCUUGCUGCAGGUGGCGCAGACAAGACAUCGCAAGAUUGGCUCAACAAGUCGUGGUUUGGCUACCGAACGAGCGUCGGCCCUGACGGGUCGGAGAUCGACUGGAGCAAUCUCCACGGUUGGGAGAUGCUGGGACAUUACUCGGCAGCUCUGUAUGGCGCGCUCUGGGCUUACUCAGGGUGGGACAAGGCGAUUUACAUUACCGCCGAACUCUCGGCGCCGGCCCGCCAACUCCCGCUUGCUAUCAACACGGCGAUUCCCAUCAUCAUUGCUGGGUUCAUUGCGGUGAACACCGCAUACUACAUCCUGCUUCCUUGGGACGUAGUUUCAACUACGGACAGCGUGGCUGUGACCGCUUUUAGCCACUUACUAGGUCCUGGCGUUGGCCUAGCAGCCUCGUUCCUCAUCUGCAUCGUUGUCGCCGGAUCCUUACUCUCAAGCUCCUUUGUCGGAAGCCGCAUGAUCGUCGCGGCAUCGAACAAGAACUGGCUUCCAAAGUUCCUCGGCGAAGUCGGAUACAUCGGCGUUCGACGAGGUAACCCUCGAGCAAGCACCGAAGCCGAGGAUUCAUCAUCAUCUGAUGACUCUGACGCUCCGCUUAACGCACUCAUCUUCUCCACCGCCUGCUCAAUGCUCUACAUCAUCUUCGGUAACUUCCGAGCUCUUAUCACGUUCAAUGGACUGGGCGAGUACAGCUUCUUCUUCCUCACCAUGAUAGGAGCUAUUGUUCUGCGGUUCCGCGAGCCCAAGCUGCAUCGACCUUAUAAGCCAUUCAUCGUGAUUCCAGCGGUGUUCACUCUUGUUAGUGGAUUUGUUGUUGCCAGAGGAGCCGUCUUUGCGCCCUUUCAGGCGGGCGUGCUCAUUGCCGUUUGGGCUUUAGGAGUCUUCUUCUACUGGGCGAGGAGAUGGUGGCUGCGUAGGGAGGUCUCAUGA
Messenger RNA from Aspergillus calidoustus, 1566 nucleotides. Lineage: Eukaryota; Fungi; Ascomycota; Eurotiomycetes; Eurotiales; Aspergillaceae. The record is from the annotation of a GenBank genome assembly.